Epithele typhae is the source of this 1539-nucleotide messenger RNA. RefSeq lists its product as uncharacterized. The record is from RefSeq and is a predicted model, not a curated record. The transcript is spliced from 2 exons. Bases 1 to 1539 code for a protein of 512 amino acids. NCBI's taxonomy places the organism in Eukaryota, Fungi, Basidiomycota, Agaricomycetes, Polyporales, Epitheliaceae.
AUGGGCACUUCCAACGCGACAGUCGCCGGUGCCGUCGUCGGCGUUCUGGCCAGUCUCAUCAUCGUUCUCUCAGCCAUCAUCGUAUGGUAUCGUUGGCCGCAUCUUCUUCCCAAACGCCUCCCUGCGGCAGUCUCCCGCAUACUGCCGCUGUCAACGAGGGCCAGCAAGACACACGAUGACUUUCUCCCCACCCAUGGCCAGCACUCCCUCAGCACCGGCACCUCGCGCGUAUCGUCGUUCGGCCCAGAGAAAUAUGGCACAGUGGGCAGCCGUGACAGCUCUCCACCAUCUGAAGGCGAUUUCAACGCCUCGUCGCGCACGACUCCAAGUAUUCCGGACGCGCCCCCGCAAACGGUAUCGUACGGCUCGCCCCCACGCGCAGGCGGCGUCGCUCUCCCGCUGCCCCCGCUGGCGCCAAACCGCCGCCCGCCCUCCGUUCGCGGCGUCCCCCGCCUCGAGCCGAACCGACGCAAGCCCUCCGCCGGCAGCGUCGACCUCUUGAACACCAUUAUUUCCCCCGUCCCCGCCUCGGCUUCGAAACGGGACCUGCCUCCGGUGCCCAAGCUCGACCUCACCGCGGAGAUCGACCCGACACCGGGCACCAGCCUCGCGCGCGCGCUGACGCUGCCGCCGCCCGCGCUCCCCACGCUCGUCGUCCCGCGCCCCGUGCGGCACUCGCGCAUGUCCGCGAUCACCGCAUCGACUGCGCUGGGCGAUAUGCCGCUCCUCCACCACUCCCCCUCCGCGCGCGCACGGACGUCUCUCCCGAGCGGAAGCUCUCACGGACACGCGCCCGACCGCGGCGACUUCGACGUCCACGCCCACCGCGCGCUUGCCCUCGCACGGCUCGACACCGUCGUCCCGCCGCGUCCCCCACGGGCGCCAGAACGCUCGCCGUCCGCGGCGUCGACGCGCUCGACCUCGACGUGCACAACGACGACGGCCACCACCAACGGCCGCGCGUCCGCGCGCGCCUCCAAGCGCGCCAGCACCGCGUCCUCCAUCGUCCGCAAGCCCGUCCCCGCGCUCGACCCCGCGGACGAAGUCGAGCCGACGCCGACGCGGCCCCCACUGCCCCUCCCCCCGCACGCGUACGGGAUCCCGGCCUCGUUCCCGCGGAGCCCGAACCCGAGCGUGUACCCGGGCUCGCCGGGCACGGACCUCGACGGGGCGAGCGUCGCCGAGUUCGCGCGGCGGUUCUCAGAGGCGAGCAUCGCGUGGGGCGGCGCGCGCGCGCUCGACUCGCCCGUGCCGUCGUCGGCGACGAGCCAGAUGUACCGCGUCCGCGACUCGGCGUGGUCCGAGUGGGCGAGCGCGAUCCCGACCGGGGGCUCUGGGGGCGGGCCGCCGGGGAGCCCGUGGGGGGACCGGCGCGCGAGCGAGAACACGGGCGGGUCGCGGAGCACGCGGCAGAGUCAGACGAGCUACUUGAGCGGGCGGGGCGGGGGCGGGGGCGGGGGCGGGUUUGGGGAGAUGGUGAAGCCGAUGCGGACUGUGAUCCCGGACGUGCCGCCGUUGCCGAGGGAGUACUUACAGUAG